Alnus glutinosa is the source of this 1264-nucleotide messenger RNA. RefSeq names its product 29 kDa ribonucleoprotein A, chloroplastic. The record is from RefSeq and is a predicted model, not a curated record. Bases 67 to 960 code for a protein of 297 amino acids. Gene Ontology annotation, molecular function: mRNA binding. The transcript is spliced from 4 exons. Gene Ontology annotation, cellular component: cytosol. Lineage: Eukaryota; Viridiplantae; Streptophyta; Magnoliopsida; Fagales; Betulaceae.
AACAAUUUCCUAAAAUUUUGCUAAACAUUUUCAAUUAUCGUUUCUUCUCUUUCUCACUGGAAAGCAAUGGCGGCAAUAGAAGCUGCAGUUUCUAUCUUCUCAGUCUACUCUUCUUCUUCUUCUUCUUCUUCUUCCUCCUCCUCCUCCUCCUCCUCUAAAUUCCCCUUAACCCCUAAACAAUUACCCUCCAUAAAGGUCCAUGUUUCCAGUUCCGUCCCUUAUCUUUUUCGCAGUUUCACUUUUCCUCCUCCCACCCUCGUUCUGAACAACCGCACAACAAGCCCGUACUUUAAACUAUGCUCUGCGCUGCAGGAGGCUGUGGUAGAAGAAAAACCAGAGCAAACCCAGAACCCAAACCCCAAAAGAAAGCUCUACGUGUUCAAUCUUCCCUGGUCUCUCUCUGUUGUGGACAUCAAGAACCUCUUUGGCGAAUGCGGAACUGUCGAAGACGUUGAGAUAAUAAAGCAGAAAGAUGGGAAGCACAGAGGCUUUGCGUUCGUGACAUUGGCGUCUGCUGAAGAAGCUCAGGCUGUUAUUGAUAAAUUUGACUCUCAAGAAAUAUCGGGUCGGGUAGUAAGGAUAGAGUUCGCAAAGAGAUUCAAGAAACCUUCUCCUCCACGUCCUCAAGAUUCCCCUGCUGGAGAGACACGUCAUAAGCUUUAUGUGUCAAAUCUUGCUUGGAAAGUAAGAUCUACCCAUCUCAGAGAAUUUGUUUCUGAAAAUUUCAAACCAGUUUCGGCCAGGGUUGUCUUUGAUGCCCCUUUGGGGAGAUCUGCUGGUUAUGGCUUUGUUUCUUUUGCUACAAGGGAGGAGGCAGAGGCUGUGAUUUCUGCUUUGGAUGGGAAGGAACUGAUGGGCAGACCACUUCGUCUGAAAUUCAGUCAAACAAAUGAUGAUGAAGCUGGAAGUGAAAAGGAAGAAGACUUAUCCAAGGUUCAACUGGAGGGGGAUGUAGCAUAGCCAUUCUUGGUAAUCUUGAUCCUCGGUUGCUGAUUAAGAGUAAUCUGGUAGAAGCUGGAUUUUUUUACCUCAACUGCCAUGAAAGUGAUGGAAGUUCUUCCCUUCUGUCUGUAAAUUUUUGCAUUCAUUAUUCUUUUCCUUUUUAAUUUUACGAGUACUGUAGACUAACAGUUACUUUCUCUCAUGUAUCUUCUUGAUUAUGUAAUGUUGCUGAUAUACAUGUUAGCUGUCUUAUUUCAGAUUUACAGGUUGAAAUUUAUUUUGUGUAUUAUGAAGAAAUCCCUUUUCUGGCGUUGCAUUUUGA